Messenger RNA from Phyllotreta striolata, 1021 nucleotides. The record is from the annotation of a GenBank genome assembly. Lineage: Eukaryota; Metazoa; Arthropoda; Insecta; Coleoptera; Chrysomelidae.
CAAAAAAUGAUUUAAUUUGUAUUUUCAACUUGGUAUUUUAUAAAAAACUGAUAAAAUGUUUGAGUUUUGAUGCGAAUUUUUCGUAUUGUUUGAGUUAAUUCAAUUAGAAAAUAGAUAAAAAGCGACAUGUUCAAAUUAAAUUGUCUGUUAUUGCAACGUUGCAGUAAUAAUGUAAAGUAUGCAAUAGCAAUCAGAAAGGAAAGUGGAACAGUAUCAAAGGAAAAAUGGGAUAUAUUCGCAGCAGUUUGUUUGGAAAGAAAACCUGUUAUAACUCCGAAAUUAAACGAGUUGGAAAAGGAAUACGAAGAGUUAAGCAAAACCAUCGAGUUCGAGCGAAGCGUCAAAUCGGAUUUUGAGCUAAGACACGAAUCGGAAGUAAAGAAUUUGGAGAUUUUGAAAAAAGGUGGUGAAUUGGACGUGGAGGGAAUGCUGAAACAAACCGCACAAGAUUUGAAGGAUUCGUGGAGCUCGGAAGCCCGACAAUUCCAACCUGCAGAUCGAAUAACAGAUGCCGAUAAGAAAAAUGAUGGGAAAUCGUUGAAAAGAAAACUAGAUAAGCAUCUGGUCUUUGUUACUAAUCAAACUAUCGGAAAAGAUAAAUUUUACUUGCUUCCCCAAGGAUCGAGGCAAGAUGGGGAAACAUUGAGACAAACGGCUGAAAGAGUCUUAAAAUCGAUAGUAGGCGAUGAAUUGAAGGCUCAAAUAUACAGCAAUGCUCCCAUAGGAUUCUACAAGUAUAAAUAUCCCCUUGAAGUUAGAAAGGAAAAUAACGUCGUGGGAGCUAAAGUAUUUAUUUACUUCGCCAGAUACUUGAAAGGCCAACUGCCUCAAAAAUUGGAUUACAAAUGGUUGGAUAGAAUGGAGUUGGAUAAAACCUUACCGACUCCUUACAAAAAUAGUGUACAACAAUUUUUAAUAGACGAAUAAGUCAAUUCUACUAAUUAUCUAGUGUUGUCAGGUUUUUUUCUGUAGCGGUCGAACGAACAAACUAUCCUCCGGCAUCAAAAUCCUGCAAAAUAUA